Molecule: messenger RNA, 2868 nt
Organism: Melitaea cinxia (Glanville fritillary)
Lineage: Eukaryota; Metazoa; Arthropoda; Insecta; Lepidoptera; Nymphalidae
Product: MPN domain-containing protein CG4751
Exons: 7
Coding region: 166-2868 (900 amino acids)
Biological process (GO): double-strand break repair
Cellular component (GO): BRCA1-A complex; BRISC complex
Molecular function (GO): metallopeptidase activity; polyubiquitin modification-dependent protein binding
Source: RefSeq, a predicted model, not a curated record
UACGCACAGUGACAGAACACAGAGUACUCUCUGACUCUUUGUUGAUUUGCUGUUUCUGUUUGCCGUCACGGCAUAAUAUUUAUAUACAUGGAACUUCAUUUUUUUAAAAUUUUAGAUAUCGGACGUAUUUUGCGUAAAACUGACGGUUUUUAAAAUAGAACAAGUAUGGAUUUACAAACAUCACACUUAGCAGCAGCUUUAAUGUCGGGUAAUAAUGCAUUUAAUGUAGCACAGCAAGAACCUUCCCUUGCAACAACAGAAACCGCUAAUGAUGAAAGUAAAAAAGAAAAACCUAACGAAGCUCGAAAAGAAACUACCUUUGAGGAAAAAGAGGAAAUGGGUAGUGGAGAAGAGUUUUCUGAUGAGGAAUCUGAAAUACAACCAGGAAGUAAAUCAAUACCAGGAAGAGGUGUAACUUUACAAAUGCUUUUAGAAGAAAAAAUGCUAGAACCAGGCACUGCAGCUAUGACUAUAGAGUACUUGGGACAAAAAUUUGUUGGUGAUUUACAAGCUGAUGGUAAAAUUAAAUCCCAUGAAACUGAAACAAUUUUCUGUUCUCCAUCUGCUUGGGCCAUACACUGUAAGAGGAUUAUUAAUCCCGAUAAGAGAUCUGGUUGUGGCUGGGCCUCUGUUAAAUACAGGGGCAAAAAACUUGACACUAUUAAAGCCACUUAUCUUCGUAAGAAGCAAUUACAAAGGGAAAAUAUGCAUACAGAUGAAGAAACAGAAAUGGAAGUAGAAAGUCCUCCAGAACCUCCGCCACAGAGAGUGGUCAUGAAACAUAACACCGUGCCUAACAGAAUGAUGCAACAUGAUGCAAAUAUGCUGAUUGAGGCGGUAUCAUUUUCUUCAGCGGGAAAGGUUCAACCAUUUCUUGUUUCUGUCAGUUCAAAUGCUCUCCUGGUACUUGAUAUUCAUUGUCAUUUGAAAAAGGAAGAAGUAUAUGGGUAUUUUGCAGGGACAUGGGAUUUGAACAAUCAUAAUGUGAUGCUCACACAUACAUUUCCAUGUUUGAUAAGUAAAAAUGAUACGAGACCCAAAGUUUUAGUUGAGUUGGAAAUUCAAAUGGAAAUUGAAAAAUCGGGGCUGACGCUUUUAGGAUGGUAUCACUCCCAUCCAUCCAAUCCUGCUAUGCCGAGUUUGAGGGAUUGCGACAGUCAACUUGAGUACCAAAUUAAAAUGAGAGGACCAUCAGACAUAUCCUACAUUCCAUGUAUUGGAGUUAUCUGCUCACCGUACAACCCAGAAAGCCCAGUUUUAGAAUCGUCGUUAACUUUCUACUGGGUUAUGCCACCGCCUGAACAGAGGCCCACAGAAUAUCCACGACCUUUGUUGCUACAAUAUAAUAUGGUGCAUGAUAGUCACUUAUCGACACAUGCCAUGGAGCAAAUUAAGAAGAGCAUCAAAUAUUACAUGACAUACACAGAUGAUUCAUUCGUUAAUUUUAAAGAUAAUUACAAACCAGAUAUAACAUUCCUAGAUAAAUUAAAGUGCACAUUAACACCCAAAUUUCCAAGGGAACAGAGUGAUGGCUUGCUGUGGCAUUUUAUUAGAGAUGAACUAGGCUGCUCUUCCGAAAAUGACGAUAAAAUGGAUUUGGAUGCAUUGCUAGCGGUGCCCCAAGUUAUCCCUGCGUCCAAACCUAGUCAGUCAUCAUCAUCUAACUUUCCAUCUGUCAGUACUUUGCAGCAAAUGGUUAGUAGACCACCAGGCGUACCGCCAAUUAAUGUAUCAUCUGCAAUAGGGCCAGUUUCUCCACAUAAAUUUGAAACACCUCCACUAAAUAUACCAGUAUUAUCAUCGACCGCAAAACCAUCGAAAUCGAAUACACCAUCUCUUCCACCGUCAUAUCCUACAGGCUUAGAUAUGCUAACAAGUAUGGCGUUGGGUCUCAGCUCGCCCAAUAUGCCACUUCCAUUAGGCUCUACUGGUUUAGAAAGUUUAGCAGCUGCAAAUAGUAUGCUUACAGGUUUCAGUCCUGGGAUGUCCCCAAAUUUAGCGUCUAGCUUAUCGUCUUCUAAGCUUUCUGACCUUCCCUCAUACGCGGCAUCGUUACAGAGUUUAUCAAGUAACAUGGUAAAUUUUGAAAAAACGUCUACCAGUACAUCGACCAGUUGCACAACCUCAGUCGCACCAAUUCCUGCAAAUAUAGCUUCGAAUUUAAUGAUGAGUUCCGCUGAUAUCGCAAAUGCGUUGUUCUCGGCUAGUAAAUAUUCCAGUGCUGGUAUAUUGGGAAUACCCGACCCAAUGUCGAAGUCAACAUUAGCCGCUAAUAACAUGUUUUUGUCUCCAUCGUUGCUUAAGAUGCAAGAAUCUUUACUGAAACCCUUGUCAAGUAGUAGUCCAAUACCCUCAAAAGUUGGCCUCGAUCAAAAUAUGAUAAUGAAAAGUCCGCAUGAUUUGAUCAAGAGCGGCAGCAAAGAUUACUUACCUCCAGAUUUUGGAAGCAUAGGAAAAGGAAAAGACACCUCAUUAGAGUCAAUGAAACAUUCGGAUUUAAGCGUAUCUAAAGAAUCGUCGCAAUCUAUUUUAUCAGAAUCUCCUCAAUCGACGGAUUACUCUCAAUUGGGCACAUCGCCCCGAAUCGGUGCUGACCCAUUUUUGAAUCAAAUGUUAGAAUUGACUAAAAAAACAACGUUGCCAGAUUAUGUUAAAGAUUUUAGCCAAAAUCGAAAAAUAAACGAAGAAGAAAUGCAAAAAAAUCCACCAUCAUCGCUCUCCUAUUCGAGCGCCGCUAGUAUUGCAGACACCAUCGCGCAAGUAGCGAUGGGUAACUUUGGAAAAAUGGACGAAGUGGUCGACUACAGUAAAACUCAAGACUACAGUAACCCUAAAACAUUGAUCAAUGAAAAUGAUAAUAAUCAUUAA